This is a messenger RNA of Rotaria sordida, 1482 nucleotides long. The record is from the annotation of a GenBank genome assembly. Lineage: Eukaryota; Metazoa; Rotifera; Eurotatoria; Philodinida; Philodinidae.
AUGGACAAACAAAAAUUGACAACAACUGCUGCUAGUGGACUAUCAACAAAGGCUAUCACUACCAAUCAUGCUGCUGUGCUAUCCCAACCUAUUCGUCGAGUUCUUCAAAGUUUUCUUCUGGUCUGGCUUGAUGCCAAUUUCGAUGAAUCCAAUGAUCAUUAUAACAAGUCAAUACAAGAUCUACAACAUAUUGUAGCAACAAUCACAACAUUUACAGAUGUUGAUCAAUGUGUUGAUUUUCUCAGUGACAUUGAAGAUGAAAAAGUAUUGAUGAUUGUGUCUGAUGCACUGGGACAACAUAUCGUACCAGAAAUUCAAGCUUUGCCACAAUUACACUCAAUUUAUGUAUUCUGUGACAAUCAAUUGAUUAAUCAACAAUGGGCCACAACAAUACCUAAAAUAAAAGGUGUAUACACACAAAUUGAACCAAUUUGUGAAGCAUUAAAAAUCGAUUGUGAACAUUGUGAUCGAGGUAUGAUCUCGGUCAGUUUUAAUCGUAUUGAUCCAUUAUUUAUGUAUACACAAUUGUUAAAAGAAGCACUUUUGGAAAUCGAAGAUGAUGAUGCAAAAUCGAUUAAGGAACUCGUUGAAUACUGUCGUCUUCACAGUGAUGCUUCCGAAGUAACACUCGAAAAGAUCGAGCGAGAAUAUCGUGAUCAUACACCCAUUUGGUGGUACACGGGUCCAUAUUUUAUCUACUCAAUGCUCAACCAUGGUCUUCGACAAAUGGAUGUUGAUGUUAUACUAAAAAUGGGCUUUUUUAUUCGCCAUCUACAUCAACAUAUUACAGACUUACAUCGUGAACAGCAAAACAGCACAGCAGCCAUGCCAUCAAAAUUUCAAGUUUUUCGUGGUCAAGGCUUAUCUAUGGAAGCCUUUGAAAAAAUCAAGAAAACCAAAGGUGGACUUAUGUCGUUUAAUAAUUUUUUGUCGACAAGUCGUAAUCCUCUCCCUCCGAAUCAUCCCGACUUGGCUGCUUCCUACAACAACAUCGGUUCGGUGUAUAAUAGCAUGGGCGAGUACUCGAAAGCACUUUCAUCGUAUGAACGAUCACUUGAAAUCACAAAAAUAGCUCUCCCUCCGAAUCAUCCCGACUUGGCUGCUUCCUACAACAACAUCGGUUUGGUGUAUUAUGACAUGGGCGAGUACUCGAAAGCACUUUCAUCGCAAGAACGAUCACUUGAAAUCCGGAAAAUAGCUGUCCCUCCGAAUCAUCCCGACUUGGCUACUUCCUACAACAACAUCGAGAAUGAUAAAGAUUCAUCAAUAAUAUCAAACACAAAUGAAGAUACAAAAGUUAAUUUUGAACGAUUACUUUCAACAACAUUAUUUUCUAUAAAAUCAGUAGUAAGUCUUAUUUCUACACAAGAUUUAUUAAAAAAUUUGGAAGAAAUACUUAAUUAUUUUAAAUCAACGUUCAAUGUACAAAAGAGCUCACGUUAUGCAUCAAGUAUCAAUAGUGAUCAAUCCAUGGGAAUUUGA